Sceloporus undulatus (fence lizard) is the source of this 5862-nucleotide messenger RNA. It is a transcript of the gene BGN, whose product is annotated as biglycan. The transcript has 9 exons. Lineage: Eukaryota; Metazoa; Chordata; Lepidosauria; Squamata; Phrynosomatidae. The coding region runs from base 432 to 1547 and encodes 371 amino acids. The record is from RefSeq and is a predicted model, not a curated record. Gene Ontology annotation, molecular function: protein binding.
CCUCCAAGGGAAGUCAACUCCUCUCAGUUCCUUCCAGUAGAGUACAAUCUCCUCCAGUCCUGUGAAGGGCUUGACACACAGAGACACACACAUGCACACAGCUUCAGUCUGCUGGCAGAAAGGGGGGAAAGGGAAUUCAAGGAACAGCAAAAAGAAAGGACUUUAAAGGCAACAGGAGAGACCUGGCGACUUGGUAGGGGGAACCAUUCUGCCCCAGGUUGAGAUACGCAGGACAAGAGUCUCACCCAGAAGGUUUCCAGCUUGGUACUUUCAUCUGCUUGGCAGCUGCCUAACACUGUGAGAACAAGAAAACGGGGCAUUUGGAUUUGCUUUCUCACUCCUUGGAAUAAUCCUCAGGGUUUCCAGGCUACACCUCUGGCUUUAUUCUCCUUGGAAGAGAACUUUAUAGUCACAGCCUGGCAACUCUCACUAUGGAUCACCUCCUUCUCCUUCUCCUGAUACCUCUUCUGGGACUGGUGAGCUGUGACCGGCCGUUUGUGCAGAGAGGCUUCUGGGACUUCUCCAUGGAUGAUCCUAAUGUCCAAGAAGAGGAAGAGGCCUCUGGAAUCUUCCCAACUUCAGGAGGAGCUGAAACUGAGGAAAGCUACCCUUUUUAUCCAGGCCUCUGUCCAUUUGGCUGCCAUUGCCACCUAAGAGUGGUGCAGUGUUCUGACUUGAGUCUCAAGGAAGUGCCAAAGGAGAUCUCGCCAGAUACCACACUACUAGAUCUGCAGAACAACCAGAUUACUGAGUUGCGCAAAGAUGACUUUAAGGGGCUCCAGCACCUGUAUGCCCUGGUGCUGGUGAACAACAAGAUCUCAAAGAUCCAUCCAAAGGCUUUCAGCCCCUUGCACAAGCUACAGAAACUCUAUAUCUCCAAGAACAACCUAGUGGAGAUCCCACCAAAUCUGCCCCCUUCCUUGGUUGAGCUCCGCAUCCAUGAUAACAAAAUCAAGAAGGUCUCCAAGGAUGUGUUCAACGGGAUGAAUAAUAUGAAUUGCAUUGAGAUGGGUGGAAAUCCUCUGGAAAACAGUGGAUUUGAACCUGGUGCCUUUGAUGGCUUAAAGCUGAACUACCUGAGAAUCUCAGAAGCAAAACUUACAGGUGUACCCAAAGAUCUGCCUGAAACCCUGAACGAGCUGCAUUUGGACCACAACAAGAUCCAGGCCAUCGAAUUAGAGGACCUGAUCCGCUACUCCAAAGUCUACAGACUGGGUCUGGGACACAACAACAUCAGAAUGAUUGAGAAUGGUAGCCUGGCUUUCCUGCCGAUCUUACGCGAGUUGCAUCUGGAUAAUAACAAGCUCUCACGGGUCCCUCCUGGACUGCCAGACCUCAAGUUUUUGCAGGUUGUGUACCUUCACUCCAACAACAUCACCCACAUUGGCGUUAAUGACUUCUGUCCUGUUGGCUUUGGGGUGAAGCGUGCCUCAUACCAUGGCAUCAGCCUUUUUGCCAACCCAGUGCCCUACUGGGAAGUGCAACCAGCUACCUUCCGCUGCGCCACUGAUCGCUUGGCUAUUCAGUUUGGCAACUACAAAAAAUAAAUAUAUCUAUAUCUAUAUCUAUAAGCGGGUUAUGGGUUGAGGGGGGGGGGGGGGAGGGAAAAAUGAAAGCAGAAAAGAAAACCAAUGGGGAAUCCGGAGGGGAGUGGGUGGGCAGGAGGAGAGUAAGGGUCUUUGGAAGUCAAAACCAUUCUGUGGAAAAAAGAGUUGUGGGGGAGGGAUCCAUAGGUAGAAAGAACAGUCAGGGCCUGUUAAAGAGUGCUGCAAGCCAAAGAAGAGGAAGGGGCAGGGAAAAUGACACACAGUAAAAGCACAAAGGCAAAUAGGUACAAACCUGACCAGUUUUAUACCAGCCUGCAUUUCAAAUGCACUGAUUGUGAUAGGAAAACAAGGACCAGUUUUGUUAUCCCUAUGGGUACAGAAGCAGCUCUUGCCCUGUGUGGGGCAGGGCACUGGUUCCCAAACUUUAAUUCUCCAGGUGUUUUGGUCUUUAACUUCCAGAAGCCCUAGCCAGCCUGACCAACAUUCAGGAAUUCUGGGAGCUGAAGUCCAAAAUAUCUGGAGGAUCAAAGUUUGGGAACCGCUGGUAUAGGGGCUGCAGUGGAUUCUGGACCACAAUGACGGUUUGCAUGAAUAAUCAGCAAUGCUCAGGGGCCACAUGAGAUCUUAGAAUCACAUGUGUUUUGCCUUUGUUCGGGGUGUCUCUUGAAUUGCACCAUUAGGUAGCAUCUCUGGGCUUUCGUGAUUGGGAAUGGUCACCAACGCUUCUGAUGGCAGAGAAUGUGCAUGAGAAAUGUGUGUGAGAGAAAUGUGCCUUGGGCUCUAACUUUCACCUCCAUUUUGUCCUUGCCAGUGUCCCCUACUUGGGGUCCUUUUACACUGCACAAUUAUAGCACUACGAUUCCCCUUUAACUGCCAUGGUUGCAUCCUAUGGAAUCCUGGCACUUGAAUUUUGGAUAGAGGAAUCAGUGGAGAAUUCUCUGAUUGAGAUUUCUAAGUGCCUCUCCCUAAACUGCAAUUCACAGAAUUCCAAGUGUCCCAAGACAUGCUCCUCACACAUGUUCUCUGUCAUCAGAAACAUGCGACAUUAAAUUUGGAGUGAGCACCCUGUGACUUUCCAUAUGUGGUUUGACUGCAAUUCCUGUCAGCCCUUGUUAAUAUACUCAGUGCUUGGGGAUGCUGCAAGUGCACUCAAACCACAUCUGGAAGGCCAUAGUUUCCCCAUUUUUUCAUUCAUCAAUUCACAAAUUAAUCAACUGUAUCUCCCCAUUCAAACUCAUACCUGGGGUAAUAUGUAUCUUGUAAUGUAGAAAUGGUUAUAAUGGUGCCUUUUUUACCUGAUACACAUAUUGAGACCUUCUCAAUCCAAAAAUUUAAUGCUGACACUAUUGUGUCCUGCAAAAUACCCAUAUCCUCAUACCCAAGUGAAAGUCAUGUGUAUCCACAAAAAUAUAACAUGGAAAUUGGCUUUGACUGGGCUGCACAGAUUCAGGCAGUACCCAAAUGGUUGCAAUCACACCAGCCAUAUCUUCAUAGGGACAUCCCACAAUUUUUCUUGGGACCUUCCCUUCUUUUUGCUCAAAGACCAAGACUGGUAUUACCAUGCUAUGAAGUGGAGCAGUCACAUUGUACCGAUGACAGACAAGACAUCAUCCUUACUCCAUCUUUCUAUUCUGGGUAACUGCAUGAUGUAGGAAGUACUGAAAAGCAGAUGAUCCAGGGAAUUCUGCACCUCUUUAUCUGUAGACCUACAACAUGCAAAAAGAACUUCUGUGUAUCACUUAAUAAGAAAGAGAGGAGACAGAAUCAUUUUUAGGAAUGUCUGUGUUACAAGUUGACAUCAGUGUUAUACCAGUGAUGCUUCCAUCAAAUCUUCCCACAAGGAAUCAUGGGAAUUGUAGUCUAUCAAGGAGGCUGAAAAACCUUGGCUACUGCUGCCACCCAGCUUACAGUUCCGAAAAUUCUUUGGAGAAAGGCAGUGCUAUUAAACAUGUUUAAGCUUGUAGUGUUGCUGUUUUCUGUCUUGGUAAUAAUAUCUAGCAUUUGAGUGAUCUGCCGUGUCCACUAUUCUGCUUCUAUUCCCAUUUUUAUUGAAGAAAAAAAAUAAGGCUGUUCUUCUAAUUCAUAUAUCGAGGGUAGGAAAUGUGCAGCUUCUCAGGGGUUGUUUGACUGCAAAUCCCAGCAACCAAUGCUAAAGAAUGCUACAAACUGGAAUCGAACUGGUUCUUAUGACUCCCACUCCCUGCUACCCAUGGUUUUUGCUGGCACUUGAGAAAAUGAUAGAUGUUGAGGUUUGGACAAGCUUGGUGUGGGCUUCUUGGCACUGUGGAGGAAGGAGGGUGUGAAAGCGUUUCCUAGCUUCAGCCCAAAUCUAAGGACACCCUCCUUCCUCCAGUCCAGCUCCAAACUCUCUCAUGUUUUGGCAGGGUUAGCAGAUGUUGUGGAUCAGCAUAUCCACUGAGACGAGCCUCCCCAAUCUUGGCCCAGUCUGGUUAAUGGCACCAUGUCCACUUCCUAACUCUAUAGGCCCUGCAUCAAGUCUAGGGCAUGAGCCCUAGAGUGUGAACUCCAGUAUGAGCCCUAAAAUUGCUGUGCUGAUGACACAGAAAAAGUGUGCUGUGUUGGUUCACAGUUUCAUUCCCUUUUACCCUUUCUCAGUUGUGCCUCCACUUACAUUGAGAGAUAUGGGAGUCCUUUAAGGCCCAGUGAUCCUAAAAUAUUUGAGCUGUCUUUCCAAUUGCAUUCAUGACCCAGUUGCAGUAGUUGGAAAAUUUAACUUUUUGCACUAUGGUUUCCAGAAUGCCAUCACUAAGAAUGGGCAGUGGGGAUUCUGGGAUCUGUAGUCCAAAACGUAACUUUUCCAUGCUCUGCAUGAAAAGGUGUUGCACAUUUCUCUCACACACAUUUCUCACACAAGUUGCCAAGUCUCAUGAAGCUCGGAGAAAAGCUGAAAGUUACUGGGUAGUACCUGGUAGAUUGAGGGUGGCAUCUGGUAAAAUGAGGGUAAGAGCACCCACUGAGGGCACCUGGUGGGUGAGAGAAAGAGCAUGGCUAUGCCCAAUGCUCCAGGGCUGAUCCCUGAAUGACAAAGAAAGUGUAGGUGGAACAAGUAGCAGAAACUCUAAAUCGAGCACGGAGUUAUUCCCCCCACUCAAUUCUGUCUUCCUCCAGAGAUCCAAGUGAAGGAGGUUUAAACCUUUGCUCUUCAGGUUAAUACUGAGACGCAGCAGCCCCAGGCCUAACCUAGAGGACAAGACCCACUUCAAAACACUGACCGUCGUAGGUUUUGUCCCAAACAAGGUCUGGGUAAGGAAGGAAAUGAAUGUAAGAGAUUAUCUGACAUCCCUGGGAUACAAGGGAAUAAGGCCACAUACCUUAGCAAACAUAAUUUGUAUUCUUUUUUAUAUAAAAAAUAGAUUGUUGUUAGACAAGUGAACUCAUAUUUAAAGAUCCAGCCCCCUCCAGAUCAGGAGGGAAAGGGAAUAAUAUAUAUACAGACAGACAGACAUACGUACGUACUGUAUAGGGGUAGGCCCCAUCAAUGAAGGACCCUACAUCACGGCUAAGCCUUUUGCAUGGCUUCUAGAUCUGUUUAUGUCCCAGCAAAAGUUAUACUGUCUACAAAGAAGUACAGAUGAUGCUUGAUUGGAACGACAAGGGAAUAAUUUAGGAACGUGGAACUCCCAAGUUUUUGUUUCAUUCCUGCCCCCCUCCCCUUUAUCUGGUCCAGAAAUGCAUGGUGGAAUCCUCUUUUAUUAAAGGAGCCCUAUUUUGAUUCCACUUGCUGCUUCUAUGUACUACAGUGCCUAUGCUAUACACAGCCACUUAGUAGCCAAUUACGCAGCACCUGGCCAUCUCUGUGGCUUCAUCCCUUCCGCAUUAAUGUUAACUAAGCUGCACCAAAGUGCCUUGAAUUGCAUUUUGUUGUUAUUUCAGAACCUGUCAGCAGAUGGAGCUGUGGGUUUAUGCUGCCAUUUUAUACAAGACUUUCUGGUUAAAUAGGAGGACACAACACUUGGGAUGGGCAUUGACUAGGUAUGAAUUAAUAGUUAACCCAACCUUGUGUUUGUGUAUGGUCAAAAUGACUUGCAUUCUAAUAAUGGCCUAUCUGGGGCAAUACAAACAGUUUUAAAAGGACAGUCGUACCCGUUUUGUGGCUAGAGCCUUUCUCUGGUUGUGAAUUUUAUUUCUGUGCCUAUGGCUUUCUUUCUGGAUGCAGGGAUUGCCUUCAUAAAUCUUUGCUCUCUUCAAAAAAAAAAAUUAUCACUUUUGGGUUUUUAAAAAUGUUCUCUUUUAAACCAUGUGCAAUAUUAACUUCUGUAAAGGUGUCCAAUAAAGUUAGUGAUAAUUGCCAACA